GAUCUUCUUCACUCUUCAACACCUUUUUUUCCUUCUCUUCAACUCAACAAGGUAACACUUCAUUCUCAGAUCUCAUCCAAAACACCCUCAAAUUCUUGCUGGGCACAGUGUGGGAUCCACUUGAAAAGCAUUGGAUUUGAAACCCCACAGGAAAAAAGAUCACGUUUUUUAUUUGGAUUUGAGAACCCCACCAAAAAAAAUAAAAUCACAUUUUUAUUUUCAAUUGGGUAUGCUUUGUAUGUUUGUAGUGAGUAGUGGAUUGUAGGUAGUGAGUGAGUGAGUUCUCAUGGCAAUGCCAUCGGGAAACGCAGUGAUGCCGGAAAAAUUGCAGUUUCCGGGUGGCGGCAGUGAGAUCCACUACCGCCAGCAGUGGUUUGUGGAUGAAAGGGAUGGGUUUAUCAGUUGGAUUCGCAGCGAAUUCGCAGCUGCGAAUGCCAUCAUAGAUUCCCUGUGUCACCAUUUGCGUGCUGUUGGUGAUCCUGGUGAGUAUGAUAUGGUUGUUGGGGCAAUUCAGCAGAGAAGGUGUAAUUGGACUCAGGUGCUGCUUAUGCAGCAGUACUUUUCGGUGUCUGAGGUGGCCUAUGCAUUGCAGCAAGUCGCUUGGAGGAGGCAGCAGAGGUUUGUGGAUCCGGCGAAAGGCGGCUCCAAGGAGUUUAGGAAGUUCAGUUCUGGGUUUAGGCAUGGGCAGAGGGUUGAGCCUGCCAAGGAAGGUUAUAAUUCUAGUGUAGAGUCUUUUGGUCACCAGGCCGUUGAGAAGAGUGAUGAACUUAAAUCCAGUGGCAAGGUUGGGGCUGUGGAUGCCAAUAAUUUAGCAUCUGCUGAGGAGAAGAAAGAUACUGCAACAAAUCAUCAAUCUGAUGGCAUUCUUAAGAGCUCUGGGAAUUCUCAAGGAUCUCUGGCUAGCUCAGAAUGUGAAGCUGUGGGUGUAAAUGAAGAAUGUAUAUCAAAUUCUAAAGGGAAUGAUUUUCCUUCGAUGCAAAAUCAACAACAGAGUCAGAAUGCUUCUACCCAGGCAAAAACUUUUAUUGGCAAUGAGAUGUUUGAUGGGAAGAUGGUGAAUGUGGUUGAUGGACUGAAGUUGUAUGAAGAUUUAUUUGAUAGUACUGAGGUUUCAAAACUUGUUUCAUUGGUCAAUGAUCUGAGGGUUGCUGGAAAAAGGGGACAAUUUCAAGUGUUAUCAAAUGGCGGCACAAUGGCAGAAAACAGGGGUGGUUUUUUAACAAUCCGCCAUACAUAUGGCAGGUUUGCAAUGGUGGGUCAUGGCAGCUGUUAUUUGCAUGGCGGUUAUGACGGCCAUGGCAGAAAUUUUGGGAAUCUGCCCAACAAAAAAGAAUUAGGAAGUCAGACAUUUGUGGUUUCAAAAAGGCCCAUGAGAGGACGUGGAAGGGAGAUGAUUCAGUUUGGUGUUCCUAUUGCUGAUGCACCACCAGAUGUGAACAAUGCGACCGGAUCCUCCAAAGAUAAGAAUGUAGAAUCUAUGCCUUCUUUGUUCCAAGAUAUUAUUGAUCGCUUGGCUGCCUUGCAAGUGAUGACUGUGAAGCCUGAUGCUUGCAUUGUGGAUUUCUAUAAUGAGGGUGAUCACUCACAGCCUAACAAUUGGCCACCCUGGUUUGGAAGACCUGUUUAUAUGCUUUUCCUGACUGAAUGUGACAUGACUUUUGGGAGAAUAUUUGUCUCAGACCAUCCUGGCGAUUAUAGGGGUGCUGUCAAGCUUUCUCUUGUACCUGGGUCCCUUCUGGUGAUGCAGGGGAAAUCUACUGAUUUUGCUAAACACGCCAUUCCUUCUAUUCGGAAACUACGCAUACUAGUGACCUUCACAAAGUCUCAACAGAGUAAGUCUUUACCAAAUGAUUUUCAACGUCUGGCUCCAUCAUCAGCCUCUCAUUGGGUCCCACCACCGAGCAGAUCUCCCAAUCAUAUGCGUGGUCACAAGCACUAUGCUGCCACUCCAGCAACCGGAGUACUGCCAGCACCAUCCAUACGCCCACCUCCAAAUGGUAUGCAGCCAUUGUUUGUGCCGGCACCGGUUGCACCUCCCAUGUCAUUUCCUGCACCUGUGCCAAUUGUACCUGGUUCUACUGGAUGGACCUCAGCGCCUCCGAGGCAUCCUCCUCCUCGAAUACCUGCUCCGGGUACCGGAGUCUUCCUUCCCCCACCUGGCUCUGGGAGUUCGUCUCAACACUUGCCCGGUACCUUGACUGAAUUGAACCUGAGCACAGAAACCUCGAAUGUGUCUGGAAAGGAAAAUGGGAAAUCUAAUCAUAAUAACACAAGUUCUUCACCAAAGGGUAAUAUUGAUGGAAACAUCCAAAGGCAAGAACGCAAUGGAAAUGCAGAUGGAACUGAGGUUGAACAAGCUGUAAGGAAAGAGGACGAAAGCAAUGACAAAUCCCUUGCAAGCCAUUAAGUUAUGCCAGAUUAGAGAAAGAGAAAGAGCUUACCAAAGGAAAGUGGUAACCUAUAAACUUAAAAAGAGUUUGAAGCAAAUGUAAAGAGCGGCGACAUUUGAGAAGACUUGAUACUGCAAAGGAGAAAACAAGGGAAGGAGGCAAAACUUUUUGGUUCACUUCAUAGUCCUUUGUUUGCUUCAUUCCUUUUUUGUUGUCUUGUUAUAUUAACUUUUACAGCAAGGGAAACCCCAUUCUUAAUUCAGAUUUUGAUUUUU
This is a messenger RNA of Abrus precatorius (Indian licorice), 2665 nucleotides long. RefSeq names its product RNA demethylase ALKBH10B-like. The transcript has 9 exons. The record is from RefSeq and is a predicted model, not a curated record. Lineage: Eukaryota; Viridiplantae; Streptophyta; Magnoliopsida; Fabales; Fabaceae. Gene Ontology annotation, biological process: mRNA catabolic process. Gene Ontology annotation, molecular function: mRNA binding; demethylase activity. Bases 287 to 2407 code for a protein of 706 amino acids.